CUGCAGCAGCAGCAGCGGUGCAAUGAGAGAAGACGUCGUAGCGCUUCGUCGUCGUACUACUACCUCCGCCACCAGCGAGUGUUUUGUUGUUGACGCGUCUACUUCCGCGUUGCUGUCGAUUUUGACGCGGCCGCUGCACGAGGCGGACCUCCGGAGAUCGACGUAUAAGUGAGUUAACGGGGGCCUCUGCGAGAAAUUUUGGCUGCUGCCGCUGCCGCUGUUGUUGUUGUUGGAAACGUCGAUAAGGGUGUAAAUAAAGCACUGCGACAAUGCUAUGGCCAACGACGACGACUACGCAGUCUACAAUUGGAGAGAUCAUUCGGCAUCAAGGGGGUCGGCAGCGGCGGACAGAGCGACGCGAAAUCUUCGCCUGCGGGGCGGCGGCGGACUACAGAGAAAUCGACGAGCCUCAUCGGACGGCGAGCUAGCCCAACAGCAAGAGAAUCAUCAUCAGCAGCAGCAGAGAGGCGGCCGAGAAGUAUGCCUGUUUCACGAGGGCCUCGACGUCGAUCAGUUGGCGCGCUAUCGGCGCAGGCAGACCAAGCCGGUCACCAAGGACCAUCUGGGCUACGCGGCGGAAAGAGAGCAACGCGGACGACGACGACGACAACAGCAACAGCGAUCGAAUUCCGACGAGGACGAGGACGAAAACGACAAGCGUCGAUUGGUCACCGAGUACAGAUUGAGAUUUCACGCCGCCGACAGCAUCGAGAAUCUCUUCGAGAAUGAGGAUGUACAGCUGACACCCGAGACAGCGCAACUGCCCGACCAAACCGAUCAAUUUGAACAAAAAAACCCAGAUGCAAUUAGCGAAACAAACUCACGAGCUUCCAUUAGUAAUCCCAUGCCCGAUUUCAACGAUGAAACACAAAUUGAUUUUCCUAAAGUUACAAAUGAAAAACAACCGAUCGAACGAGUCGUCGACGAGAUCAAACAAACGGAAACGACGAUCAUGACCAGACCGGCGCUCAUACGAAGAGGCACGACUCUGCGCAACGAGGGCGACUUCACCGGCACGACCGAGUACUCGCGUUUCGUGCCGCACUUGGGCUUCCAUCGUGCGGAGCUGCGCCGUCGGGGCACGUCGCUGCGCAUGGAGGGCGACUUCCAGCGCGAGAGGAGCCAGAAGGUCGGCGACUGGCCCGCCACGUCGCGGGACUGGUUCGCCGCCGCCGCCGGCUGCCGACCGGCGCCCGUCAGGAUACCUUCGAAUCUGCGCCUCGAGGGCGACAUGCAGACGACCACGGAGAGCCACGAUCAGUAUGUGCCCUUUAUCGGCGUCAAGAGGCCGGAACUGCUGCGCCAGGCGGCGCAGCUCGGACUCGAGGGCGACAAUUGUUGGGCGCCAGAGUACAGCGAUGUUUUUAAAAAGCAUAAUUUUUUAGAUCGCCGAUUGACCAAAAAAGCAGAAACUCACCCUAAACCAGAUAGUGGCUUCUUUGAAAAAACCGAAGCGACCAAUGAUUUUUCUAAUUCACGAAACAAGGAAUUCGAAUUGAUGGCUAAUUUGUCGAGGGACGCGGAAGAAGAGGACGAAGAGUUAAAAAAGCGCGAAGAAGAGCAAACGUUCAAGAAUAAGAACGAAUACAACUUGAGAAAAGAAGAAGAACUGAAGCUUCUUGUAUCAAAACUCGAGGAUCUCAAUGGAAAUUCUCUAGACGUUCCAGAAUAUCAAGCUGCUUAUAAGAAUUUCCCUCGAGAAAGGCCUAAAUUAAUCAAACCGGCGGACGAAAUCGGCCACGCCGACGGGAGUAAAAUUUCCACCAUGCCAAGCCCUCGGCGCUUCAAGACCAAAAUCGAUCAAGAUCCGGAAUACAAAUCGAUCUUUCUAAAUCCCGAAUACAAGUCCGGAUCGAAUUCCGACCUGACGCGGGAUCGGGCAAUUUUUUACAAACCGCCGCACCCGCUCAGACCGUCGAUCUCGUCGAGCCGAGCCAGCCUGAGAAUGGACUCCGUCAACAAUCGCAGAGGCUCCAGAAUGUCGAUGGCGCCGAUGAGCGAGAUUCGAUCGCAGUACGUGAAUUACGGCCACGUACCCAGGACGGAAAAUUUGCGAAUACCAACCAGUUUGAAGCUGGAGGGUAACAUAAAUUUGGAGCCGGAGUAUCGCGACGCCUUCUGCAUGAACAACAACAACCACAACAACAACAUCGGCCAUCAACGCAGAAUGUCCCGCGUCGAUCAGAGCUCGACGAUGAUCAACGACGCGUCGAAAAACCGAAGGGAGAGCGGAGGAGGACACUGGGCCGAAAAUUAUAGCGGCGACUGUUUCGGGGCCAUCAACGCCUCGGAGAGUCAGGACGCGUUUCAAAUAUUGCAUACGCGCGUGCACGAGGAGAGCGUCGUCGAGAAGCCACCGCCAGGGAACAGAAGAUUAAGUCAAUCGCGCUCUUCGCUGGUGAGCGUAAAUUCUCAGCAAUUGGAAUCGACGACGAAGCCACCCCCCGCAGCGCUACAGAACCGUUCGCCGAGUCCGUCGUAUCGACUGCAAGUGACCCACGUCGACAAGGAUCAGGGCGCCGCUGGUGGCUUCGCGAUGCGAUCGCGCAGAUCUCCGAGUACCCUCGUUCAUCCGACCAAUAUCGAGCGCAGCCCUUCUCCGAUCAAUCAGAUUCCCGCCGAUCGCCCGUACUCGCCGAGUUUCGCGCGUGAAAAUUCCGCGGCCAGCGUCACGCGCUCUCAGGCUUUCGUGGUGCUGCAGGACGAUCAUCGAGAGGCUGCCGCCGCCGCACCGUCGAGACACCGUCGAAAGUCCAUCGUCGAUCGCGGCAGCGGGUACAACAAUCGUCACCGCGACAGUUUGGCAGGUGUCACGCGUCCAACGAACAGGACACCGACGAACUGGAUGCCUCCAUGGUACGACAGCAGCACCAGCACCAUAUAAGAGCGAUUCGACGAUAUCUGAUUUUUUUUUU
Molecule: messenger RNA, 2915 nt
Organism: Trichogramma pretiosum
Lineage: Eukaryota; Metazoa; Arthropoda; Insecta; Hymenoptera; Trichogrammatidae
Exons: 9
Coding region: 275-2884 (869 amino acids)
Source: RefSeq, a predicted model, not a curated record